This is a messenger RNA of Aspergillus calidoustus, 816 nucleotides long. NCBI's taxonomy places the organism in Eukaryota, Fungi, Ascomycota, Eurotiomycetes, Eurotiales, Aspergillaceae. The record is from the annotation of a GenBank genome assembly.
AUGUCUACUACCGUUGAGGGCGCUGGUGUGUACCCGGCAUUGGAAAACCGCCCAUUGAAAGACACGAUUUGUCUAUUUGACGUCGAUAAUACCUUGUCGCCUGCAAGACGACCCGCCACACAGGAGAUGCUCCAGGCCCUUUCACAAUUGCGCCAGAAAUGUGCCAUUGGAUACGUUGGAGGUUCCGACUUCUCCAAGCAGCAAGAACAACUCGGCUCAUCAACAGUCAAUGUGACCUCCCUUUUCGAUUUCUGCUUCGCCGAGAACGGAUUGACCGCAUACCGCCUGGGAAAGCCUCUUACCGGGAACAGCUUCAUUGAGUGGAUUGGGGAGGAGAAGUAUCAGAAGCUGGUGAACUUUAUCCUGAAGUACAUCGCCAACUUGGAGAUCCCAAAGAAGCGGGGCACCUUCAUAGAGUUUCGCAAUGGAAUGAUCAACGUCAGCCCCAUCGGAAGGAACGCCAGUGUUGAGGAGCGCAUUGAAUUCGAAAAGUACGACAAGGAACACAACAUCAGGAAGCCAUUUGUGGAAGCCCUCAAGAAGGAGUUUUCAGGUUAUGGACUUACCUUCUCCAUCGGCGGUCAGAUCUCCUUCGAUGUCUUCCCUGCUGGGUGGGACAAGACAUACUGCCUCAAGCAUGUCGAGGCCGAAAAGGAAAUUUCGGGGGUUGAGUACAAGACGAUUCACUUCUUUGGCGACAAGGCUUACCCCGGUGGUAACGAUUGGGAGAUCUAUGAUGACUCGCGGACAAUUGGUCACGCUGUGAAGGAUCCCGAGGACUGCUUGAAGCAGAUUAGGGAGCUGUUCCAGCUAUAG